AUGGCAGUGAAAUCUAUCCCUGCUUCCGCAUCUCAAAGAAGGCGGAUCUUCACAACUCUGACGAUUUCUCUGCUGCUAGACUUGAUCUCAUUCACCUUGAUCCUUCCUCUCUUUCCAUCCGUUCUCAGCUACUAUCACGCAAAAGAGACCUCAUCUACGAGCCUACUCAAGCGUGUCUUCCACUACUUGAAUGUGUACAAAAAUUGGUUUUCGAGACCCAUAGAUUCAAGCUAUGACAUUGUUCUACUUGGCGGCGCAUUUGGCUCGCUGUUCUCUCUCUUACAGGCUAUAGCCUCUCCCGUUAUCGGACGGCUCUCGGACCAGCAUGGUCGACGCAAAGCUCUACUGUGUUCCCUAGCUGGGAACAUAUUAAGCGUCGGUCUCUGGGUCGGCGCGACGGACUUUCGGGUAUUCAUCGCGAGCCGUAUCGUUGGUGGACUGAGCGAGGGCAACGUCCAAAUAGCCAAUGCAAUUAUCACAGACAUCAGUGAUGAGAAGCAACGGGGAUCGGCUAUGGCUCUGGUUGGCGCAUGCUUUAGCCUCGCGUUCAUCUGCGGUCCGGUACUGGGUGCAACGCUUGCAAAUAUACCCACGACUGCUUCGAACAAAUUUGCCAUGGCUGCUGUUGUCUCCCUUUUCCUAAUCGGGGUAGAGACAGUUUAUGUCUACUUUUCUCUCCCGGAGACACAUCCACGCUUGAGCCAGUUUCAAGACUCUACUACGUCUGCUGCAACCCCGACCAACAAUGAGAGAACCUUGCCUGUAGCUCCCACGGUGCUUAAUGGCAAUGCAUCAAAGGCUUCGGUGAAUGGCAACAAGUCGUCUUCUGUUGCUCCUCAGAGCCAAAACAUCAAGAUGAGACUUCGCAACGAAUUCGUCUUAAACUGUAUUCAUCUCUUCUUUCUGCUCCCAUUCUCAGGUCUUGAAUUCUCGCUUCCGUUUCUCACUGCGACGCUAUAUGCCGACCAAACAAGUACCAUGAGCCCCUCUGCCUUGAAUGGGCGUCUGCUUUCCCUCAUGGGCUUGAUUGCAUCUUUGCUCCAGGGUACCAUUGUUCGCCAUCUGCCACCGAUCUUGAAUAUACGCCUUGGCGUGAUAGCCUGCACGAUCUCUUUCUUUUUACUCGCUCAUGUUCGUUCGAUGAGCGGUGUCUAUGUCGCAGGUGUUUUCCUGUCUGUCACUUCAGCAACGGUGGUGACUAGCAUCAAUAGUCUUGGUAGCUUAGGAGCGCCUGCGGGCGAACGGGGUGUCAUUCUCGGCCGUCUACGCAGCUGGGGACAGGUAGGGAGAGCUAUUGGUCCAUUUCUUUUCUGCUCCCUCUUUUGGUGGGCGGGGAGGGAAGUUGCUUAUAUGACAGGUGGUGUCAUGAUGAUGGGCGUUGUGGGGGCUGUUUUCACUGUGCUUAAGUAG
Molecule: messenger RNA, 1410 nt
Organism: Penicillium maclennaniae
Lineage: Eukaryota; Fungi; Ascomycota; Eurotiomycetes; Eurotiales; Aspergillaceae
Exons: 2
Coding region: 1-1410 (469 amino acids)
Biological process (GO): transmembrane transport
Cellular component (GO): brush border membrane
Molecular function (GO): transmembrane transporter activity
Source: RefSeq, a predicted model, not a curated record